AGCCCGUCUUGCGUAGCAAAAUAAAAUGGUACAUAACAAUUUUUUUCUUUUUGCCUUGCAGGCUAAAUGAAACACACUGCACAAUUCCUGCAGAACGACCCGGUCCAAGUCCCUCCGAACGCCGAAUCCAUCCCAAGUCAAGAGCUGCUCAACCAUAACUUCCCAGAAAUUAUGGGCGCAGUACUCAUUAAAUCCCAUCCUACGCCGCGAUACCGUCCUAAGCCAAGACCAUUAUUUCUUAUUCAAUGCCCCGAACUCCAAACCAUUUUCAAGUGCACGCUGUCCCUAUUGCUCAUCGACCUCACCAUCCCUUCUGACAUCCACCAAUCUUCCUAUGUCUCGUUCCCUUCCCCUUAUACUUGCGCUUUUUCAUCUCAGGAUCCUCCUUUACCAACUCCUCAAACAGAAACUCCCAAUGCUCAGCCCACCACUCCGGCUUCCACACAAAAUACUCAACGCUCUUCCAUUGCUCCCCUGCCACCCUCGCCAAACUCAAAAAUCUAUGCGUGGUCCGCUCAUUGCUCUGUGCCUCCAACGGCGUCUUGGUCGGCUGAACAACGACUAUUGUUUCGACAUUAUGCGUCUGGUAUAUUGCUUGUGGGUCCGAGUUGAGCACCUGGCAGCGGAGGAUAUUAUGCUUUUGCGCAUCGAAAGGAGUUUCGAUGCCAUUUUUGGGCAAGUGUAUAUGGCCGCCUGUGUAGAUCAUC
This is a messenger RNA of Hyaloscypha bicolor E, 707 nucleotides long. RefSeq lists its product as uncharacterized. NCBI's taxonomy places the organism in Eukaryota, Fungi, Ascomycota, Leotiomycetes, Helotiales, Hyaloscyphaceae. The transcript is spliced from 2 exons. Bases 67 to 612 code for a protein of 181 amino acids. The record is from RefSeq and is a predicted model, not a curated record.